This is a messenger RNA of Erpetoichthys calabaricus (reedfish), 1701 nucleotides long. RefSeq names its product desmin-like. The record is from RefSeq and is a predicted model, not a curated record. Gene Ontology annotation, cellular component: cell-cell junction; Z disc; sarcolemma. Gene Ontology annotation, biological process: skeletal muscle organ development. The coding region runs from base 64 to 1398 and encodes 444 amino acids. NCBI's taxonomy places the organism in Eukaryota, Metazoa, Chordata, Cladistia, Polypteriformes, Polypteridae. The transcript is spliced from 10 exons.
GGCAGCCCUCAUUCCCCUUGCAUUUCACUAGUUGCAAGAAUUCCCUAUCCACCAUUCACCACAAUGAGCCACACUUUUUCUUCCAGCCAGAGGGUCUCCUCUUAUAGACGGACCUUUGGAGGGGGAGCCUCUCCACAAGUUUCUAGAGCUUCCUACUCUGGCCGAGGCUCCUCCAACACCUUGGCCUCCUCAUCCAGGAUCUAUCAAGUAACCAAGAGCUCUCCUGGCUUCUCCACCAUCCGGACCACUCGAAUGGCCCCAGUACGAGCCUAUGCUGGGGAGACCCUGGAUUUUAGUCUAGCUGAUGCCAUGAAUCAGGAGUUUCUUCAAACCCGCACAAAUGAAAAGGCUGAGCUACAGCACCUGAAUGACCGUUUUGCCAGCUACAUAGAGAAGGUGCGCUUCCUGGAACAGCAGAAUCAAACUCUGGUUGUGGAGAUUGAGAAGCUUCGAGGUCGGGAGCCCACUCGUGUGUCUGAGUUAUAUGAAGAGGAAAUGCGGGAACUCCGCAGGCAAGCGGAUAUUGUGACCAACCAAAAGGCACGGGUCGAGGUUGAGAGAGACAACCUGGCUGAUGACUUACAGAAGCUGAAACAGAGGCUGCAAGAAGAAAUUCACCAAAAGGAAGAUGCUGAGAACAACCUGGCAGCAUUUAGAGCGGAUGUGGACGCCGCCACACUGGCCCGUAUUGACCUGGAGAGGCGGAUCGAGUCCCUUCAGGAGGAGAUUGCUUUCUUGAAGAAGAUCCACGAAGAGGAAAUCCGGGAGCUGCAGGCUCAGCUUCAGGAGACCCAUGUACAGGUUGAGAUGGACACAUCCAAGCCAGAUUUAACUGCAGCUCUCCGGGACAUCCGUGCCCAGUAUGAGAACAUAGCCGCCAAGAACAUCCAGGAGGCAGAAGAGUGGUACAAAUCAAAGGUGUCAGACCUUACACAAGCAGCCUCUAAAAACAAUGAUGCUCUGCGUCAGGCCAAGCAAGAGAUGAUGGAGUACCGUCACCAGAUUCAGUCAUACACCUGCGAGAUCGAUUCCCUGAAGGGCACUAAUGAUUCCUUGAUGCGUCAGAUGAGAGAGCUUGAGGAACGCUUUGGUGCUGAGGCAGGUGGCUACCAGGACUCCAUUAGUCGUCUGGAGGCAGAGAUUGUCAGUUUGAAAGAUGAAAUGGCCCGUCACCUGCGUGAAUACCAGGACCUCCUCAAUGUGAAGAUGGCACUAGAUGUGGAGAUCGCCACCUACAGGAAACUGCUGGAAGGAGAGGAGAGCAGGAUUACCAUUCCUGUGCAGCCCUUCGCCAGCCUGACUUUCAGAGAGACCAGUCCUGAGCAGCAGGUCCACACCAAGAAGACAGUACUCAUCAAGACCAUCGAGACCCGCGAUGGGGAGCAGGAUGUGCUUUAAUUGAACCUGAGGCUACUGGCCAGCGUUGUGAGUGAGUCCACUCAGCACCAACAAGAUGCAGUUUAAAACCAAAUGUGGUGAAACAAAGACAUAGAGCACUGAACAAAGCAAAGUCCUCACACACACACACAACAUGCAUAAAGACAGAAAUGGAAAUGAGAAAGAGGAAUGUAUAAGAUGAUGGCCAAAACCGCUGGAGAGAAGGGGGCUGAUUACUGGAAGUGUACCAUGGAUCACAAGAAGGAGAUCUGUAGCAUUCUUUUUAUGCAACCAAUAAUAAGCAAUAAACCUAUUCUUCACAGA